Messenger RNA from Oryza sativa Japonica Group (Japanese rice), 1452 nucleotides. Its product is annotated as protein ALP1-like. The record is from RefSeq and is a predicted model, not a curated record. Lineage: Eukaryota; Viridiplantae; Streptophyta; Magnoliopsida; Poales; Poaceae.
AUGAACACCUUCCUCGAGCUCGAGCCCUUCUCCACUCCUCUCUUUGAAAUCCCCGACGAUGCCGAUUUUGAGUACACAUCCAUGCUCGCCGCUGACGACUUCUCCCUCAUGGACGGCGACUUUCUUGCUGACCAGCCGCCGGCGCCGGCGGAGGUGGUGGCAGGCGGAGGUGAUGCCAGUGGGAAGCGGAGUUUCCAUGCCAACGACGGCGAGGCCAUGUGUGUCGUGUCCCGGUCGUCUAAGAGAAGGAAGAAGGCGCCAACGAAUUCGACCUCGCCGUCCAACCGCGACGGCAGCGGCGGCGGCGGCGGCGGCGAGGGGAAUGAGCCGACGGCGGAAAGGCGAGGUAGCCGGCGGGUGUGGGUGCGGGAGCGUAGCACGGAGUGGUGGGACCGCAUGAGGGACCCGGCGGCUUGCCCGGAGGCGGACUUCCGGCGAGCCUUCCGCAUGCCGCGCGCGGUGUUCGACAAGCUCUGCGACGACCUGGCCGCCGCCGUCGCCAAGGUGGACACCACGCUCCGCUCCGCCAUCCCCGUGCCGCAGCGCGUCGCCGUCUGCCUCUGGCGCCUCGCCACCGGCGACCCACUCCGCGAGGUGUCCCGCCGCUUUGGCCUCGGCAUCUCCACCUGCCACAACAUCAUCGUCCAGGUCUGCGCCGCCAUCACCGCCGUCCUCCUCACCAGGGUUGUCCGGUGGCCGGACUCCCACGCCGCCGCCGCGUCCAGGUUCCAGGCCUUGUCUUGGAUCCCUGGAGUCGUCGGCGCCGUGCACACCGAGCACUUCCGCAUCGUCGCGCCGAGGGAGCACGCCGGCAAGUACUACGACCACCGCCUCACCGGCCGGAACAACAAGGCCACCUACUCCGUCGCCAUGCAGGCCGUCGUGGACGCCGACGGCGCCUUCACCGACGUCUGCAUCGGCCACCCCGGCUCGCUGUCCGACGCUGCCAUCCUCGCGAAGUCGGCUCUGUACGCCCGGUGCGAGGCUGGGCUUCUGCUCGGCCACGACAAGCUCGGGUGGCAACAGCCGCUGUGGCUCGUCGGCGGCGCGAGCUACCCGCUGACGAGCUGGAUGCUGGUGCCGUACACGCAGCCGAACCUGACGUGGGCGCAGGACAGGCUCAACGCGCGGGUGGCCGACGCGCGCGCGGCGGCGGUGGGUGCGUUCCGGCGGCUCAGGGCGCGGUGGCAGUGCCUGCGGCGCGCCGAGGUGAAGCUGCCGGAGCUAGCCAACAUGCUGGGCGCCUGCUGCGUGCUGCACAACCUCUGCGAGCGCAGCGGCCAUGGGCUCGAUGCCGACCUCCUCGAUCUCCUGGACGACGAGCUCGUCGACGACGGAGUGGUCGCCGGUGGCGGCAAUACAGUGCGCUCCCCCGCCGCCGAACAGGUGAGAGACAGGAUCGCGCACGGUCUCCUAGACCAAUACGUCGGGAAUGCUUCUUUGAGUGGCUAG